UGAAGAGGAACCAAGUGGCUGCUGCCUGGAGCUCUGUCUCGGCCCCGUGGGCCCCACCGAGCAAGCGGCAUGCGGCACCCCUGGGCCAGCCCAGUGUCCUUCAGCCGGCUGCCCAACCCUCUCAGGAGGCCCUGACGCCCUGGGGCACUUCCACUCUGCACAGGACCACGCGGGGGUUUGCCAUGGUGACAUAAAGGGGCGCAGAGGAAGGAAGGAGCGCAACCAGCCUGUGGACUGCGCCCCUGGCUGGGAGGAAGGGCUGGGGGCCUGACCUCCACUCUCACUGCCCGCUGAGGGCCUCGCUUCCUGAGUCUCUGUAAAUUUGUUAAUUGGUAGACUCUCGUGUCUCCUGCGUGUGGCCUUGGGGUGGCCCGGGCAGGCCAGGCCUCUGGUAGCCGAGUUCGUGGGGCCAGGAUGCCCACCCUGGCACGCCUCCGGAGGCUGUGUCGGCACGUGUCCCCCCAGGCUGUGCUUUUCCUGCUGUUCGUCUUCUGCCUGUUCAGCGUUUUUGUCUCGGCUUACUACCUAUAUGGCUGGAAGCGAGGCCUGGAGCCCUCGGCAGAUGCCCCUGAGCCUGACUGUGGGGACCCACCACCAGUGGCGCCCAGCCGCCUGCUGCCACUCAAGCCUGUACAGGCAGCCACCCCUUCCCGCACAGAUCCAUUGGUGCUGGUGUUCGUGGAGAGCCUCUACUCACAGCUGGGCCAGGAGGUGGUGGCUAUCCUGGAAUCCAGCCGCUUCAAGUACCGCACAGAGAUUGCUCCAGGCAAGGGUGAUAUGCCCACGCUCACUGACAAGGGCCGUGGCCGCUUUGCCCUCAUCAUCUACGAGAACAUCCUCAAGUACGUCAACCUGGAUGCCUGGAAUCGGGAGCUGCUCGACAAGUACUGUGUGGCCUACGGCGUGGGCAUCAUCGGCUUCUUCAAGGCCAAUGAGAAUAGCCUGCUGAGUGCACAGCUCAAAGGCUUCCCACUGUUCCUGCAUUCGAACCUGGGCCUAAAAGACUGCAGCAUCAACCCCAAGUCCCCACUGCUCUACGUGACGCGGCCUAGUGAGGUGGAGAAGGGGGUGCUGCCUGGCGAGGACUGGACUGUGUUCCAGUCAAACCACUCCACAUAUGAGCCAGUGCUGCUGGCCAAGACACGUUCAUCUGAGUCCAUUCCACACCUGGGUGCGGAUGCUGGCCUACAUGCCGCACUGCACGCCACUGUGGUCCAGGACCUGGGCCUCCAUGAUGGCAUCCAGCGCGUGCUGUUCGGAAACAAUCUCAACUUCUGGCUGCACAAGCUGGUCUUCGUUGAUGCUGUGGCCUUCCUCACGGGCAAACGCCUCUCACUGCCGCUUGACCGCUACAUCUUAGUGGACAUCGAUGAUAUCUUUGUGGGCAAGGAGGGCACACGAAUGAAGGUGGAGGAUGUGAAGGCCCUAUUUGACACGCAAAAUGAACUACGCACACACAUCCCAAACUUCACCUUCAACCUGGGCUACUCAGGGAAAUUCUUCCACACCGGUACUGAUGCUGAGGACGCUGGGGACGACCUGCUACUGUCAUACGUGAAGGAGUUCUGGUGGUUUCCCCACAUGUGGAGCCACAUGCAGCCCCACCUUUUCCACAACCAGUCUGUGCUGGCUGAACAGAUGGCCCUGAACAAGAAGUUCGCUGUCGAGCACGGCAUUCCCACAGACAUGGGGUAUGCCGUGGCACCCCACCACUCGGGCGUGUACCCUGUGCACGUGCAGCUCUAUGAAGCCUGGAAGCAGGUGUGGAACAUCCGUGUGACCAGCACGGAGGAGUACCCCCACCUGAAGCCAGCCCGCUAUCGCCGAGGCUUCAUCCACAAUGGCAUCAUGGUCCUCCCACGGCAGACCUGUGGCCUCUUCACACACACUAUCUUCUACAAUGAGUACCCUGGUGGCUCCAGUGAACUGGACAAGAUCAUCAAUGGGGGCGAGCUCUUCCUCACUGUGCUCCUCAAUCCUAUCAGCAUCUUCAUGACACACCUGUCCAACUAUGGGAAUGACCGCCUGGGCCUGUACACCUUCAGGCACCUGGUGCGCUUCCUACACUCCUGGACCAACCUCCGGCUGCAGACGCUGCCUCCUGUGCAACUGGCCCAGAAGUACUUCCAGAUCUUCUCUGAGGAGAAGGACCCGCUCUGGCAGGACCCUUGUGAAGACAAGCGCCACAAAGACAUCUGGUCCAAGGAGAAGACGUGUGACCGCUUCCCCAAGCUCCUCAUCAUUGGCCCCCAGAAAACAGGCACCACAGCCCUCUACCUGUUCCUGGGCAUGCAUCCGGACCUGAGCAGCAACUAUCCCAGCUCUGAGACCUUUGAGGAGAUCCAGUUUUUUAAUGGCCAUAACUAUCACAAAGGCAUCGACUGGUACAUGGAGUUCUUCCCUAUCCCCUCCAACACCACCUCUGAUUUCUACUUUGAAAAAAGCGCCAACUACUUUGAUUCAGAAGUGGCGCCCCGUCGGGCAGCUGCCCUAUUGCCCAAGGCCAAGAUCUUGACCAUCCUCAUCAACCCAGCAGACCGGGCCUAUUCUUGGUACCAGCACCAGCGAGCCCAUGAUGACCCUGUGGCCCUGAAGUACACCUUCCAUGAGGUUAUCACGGCAGGGCCUGAUGCAUCCUCGAAGCUGCGCACCCUGCAGAACCGCUGCCUGGUCCCUGGCUGGUAUGCCACCCACAUUGAGCGUUGGCUCAGUGCCUUUCAUGCCAACCAGAUUCUGGUAUUGGAUGGCAAACUGCUGCGAACAGAACCUGCCAAAGUGAUGGAUACAGUGCAGAAAUUCCUUGGGGUGGCCAAUACCAUUGACUACCACAAAACCUUGGCGUUUGAUCCAAAGAAAGGAUUUUGGUGUCAACUGCUUGAAGGAGGAAAAACCAAGUGUCUGGGCAAAAGCAAGGGCCGGAAAUACCCAGAGAUGGACUUGGAUUCCCGAGCCUUCCUGAAGGAUUAUUACCGAGACCACAACAUUGAGCUUUCUAAGCUGCUAUACAAGAUGGGCCAGACGCUGCCCACCUGGCUGCGGGAGGACCUUCAGAACACCAGGUAGCUGUGACCACCACAGCCAGACUGAACAUUUGUGACGGCAGGGACGUCCUGCCGCACGCUGAGCCAGACUGACCUGCAAGGUGGGGAGCUGGGCCUAUGCUGGCCAAGCACUAUGAGCAAUACUCUGCCAAGGCCCAGACAGGGCCAGGAAAAGAAACUAGGCAGGUCCACAAAGGCCUCAGAGCAUCCAUUGCUGGGUCUGUGGCCUGUAGGACCUCCCUAACCAACAGAGGUCAAUUCCGUUCACAGC
Molecule: messenger RNA, 3312 nt
Organism: Orycteropus afer afer
Lineage: Eukaryota; Metazoa; Chordata; Mammalia; Tubulidentata; Orycteropodidae
Gene: NDST1
Product: N-deacetylase and N-sulfotransferase 1
Cellular component (GO): Golgi apparatus
Molecular function (GO): heparan sulfate N-sulfotransferase activity; deacetylase activity
Source: RefSeq, a predicted model, not a curated record